Molecule: messenger RNA, 1056 nt
Organism: Cotesia glomerata
Lineage: Eukaryota; Metazoa; Arthropoda; Insecta; Hymenoptera; Braconidae
Exons: 3
Coding region: 152-832 (226 amino acids)
Source: RefSeq, a predicted model, not a curated record
CAGUUUCAUCAGCGGACAAGUUAAUAAUGCAUGCAGUCACCUUCAUCCUUAGUAUUUAAAUGUUAUCAUUUUUACAAUCGAGUCAUUAUUUAACUAACUUUACGCGAGCUAACUCUUUAUCGAACCGGAAUAUUCUAAUUAAAAAAUAAUUAUGAAGUUUUAUAUUUUUAUUGGAUUAUUUUGCAGUGUUAUGGCUGAUGGUUCAGGAAGAGUCGUCAAUGUAAAUGGAAAAGAUUUUGGAAAUUUUGACGUACUGGAUGUUAAAAUUAACAAAGACGAAACUGAUAGUAAAAAAAUAGUAACUGUUAAAAUUGAUAAUUUAAAUUUGACUGUUGAUACAACGAGAGGAGGAGUUUGGGUUUAUUUAAAAAGCCUGAGUAAUAAUCAAAAUUAUAAUUCGAUCCCGAGAAUUCAAGUAAGUGCUUCUGAAAAAGUUCACACUCUAGACAGUAAAACCCUCUCGCCCUUCGACACCCUGGUGAUUACCUUGCCCUUGGACGUGACCAGCCUCGACAGCAAAAAAAAGAUCAAUGUCUUCAUCAACGACAUGGUUGUGGUCCUCGACACAAGGAACUGGGUAUCUUUGUCCAUGAAAAACUCCAAGGACAUCUUUAAUAAUAACAAUAGUGUCUUCUACAGCUACAACGACGGAAACAAUAUUGACGUCGAGUACCACUGGGAUGGCGCUGGAGUCUCCUACUCCUUCAGCGGAGGCAGUGGACAUUUUGAUAAAGAAGCCUUUGACAAAGGAAUGAAACAACUCGAAGAUUCUAUGAAGAAAAUGCAGGAUAAUAUGCAGAAUAGUUUCCCCUGGAACUGGUCCUGGAAUUAAUUUUUGGAAUUAACUUGUUAAUAAAAUUAUUCUGUAGCUAAUAAUAAAACUUUCUAUCAAAGCGCGGUCUCUCUAGCUCUAAAAACGCGGGAAUUAGCAAAGUACUUGCGAGAGCGCCGCGCGACUUUUCGCCACCUAUCAGCAAAUCCAAAAACUAAAAUUUUUUUAAAUUUAGUAAUAUAAAAAUGAUUAUUUGUGAGUUAAUAAAAUUUAAUUGAGAAAAA